This is a messenger RNA of Galeopterus variegatus (Sunda flying lemur), 3182 nucleotides long. It is a transcript of the gene BAZ2B, whose product is annotated as bromodomain adjacent to zinc finger domain, 2B. Lineage: Eukaryota; Metazoa; Chordata; Mammalia; Dermoptera; Cynocephalidae. The record is from RefSeq and is a predicted model, not a curated record. Gene Ontology annotation, molecular function: DNA binding. The transcript has 20 exons. Bases 63 to 3182 code for a protein of 1039 amino acids.
CUGUCACUGCUCUGAAUCGAAAGGAUAAUGGCUACUUCCUGAUUAAACCCACUCUCCACAAUAUGGAGUCUGGAGAAAGGUUACCAUCCUCAACAGCCUCCUCUACUACCCCAACUUCAGCUUCUACACCUUCUGUGGCUUCAGCAGUUUCAAAAGGCGGCCUUUCCACUGUAGCUGCUUCACUUAGCUCUACAAUCAACCCAUGUGGACAUUUAUUCAGAGCAGCUGGGGAUCAACCGUUUAACCUGUCCACAGUGUCGAGUGCCUUCCCAAUGGUCAGCCACCCAGUCUUUGGUCUACAUUCAGCCAGCUCAGGGCAUUCAGAAUUUGGUGGUUUGGGGACACUUGGUACACCCACAGCCUUAGCCGCACAUCCCCAACUAGCAUCUUUUCCAGGUGCAGAAUGGUGGCGAACAACAGAUGUUCAUACUCGUACAGGGGCAAGCUUCUUUCCACCGUUACUGGGAAUUCCACCACUGUUUGCCCCUCCAGGCCAGAAUCAUGAUUCUUCUUCAUUCCAUUCAAGGACUUCGGGAAAAAGUAAUCGAAAUGGUCCUGAAAAAGGUGUAAAUGGGUCAAUAAAUGGAAACAGUACAUCAUCUGUAAUUGGUAUCAACACAUCUGUACUAUCCACUACUGCUUCAAGUUCAAUGGGACAAACUAAAAGUACAAGUUCAGGUGGAGGAAAUCGAAAAUGUAAUCAGGAGCAAAGCAAAAACCAGCCUUUGGAUGCUAGAGCUGACAUAAUCAAAGAUAAAAAACCAAGGAAGAAAACUAUGGAAAGUUCUAGCAACAGUGAUAGUGAUUCAGGCACAUCAUCAGACACAUCAAGUGAAGGCAUUAGUAGUAGUGAUUCAGAUGAUCUAGAGGAAGAUGAAGAGGAGGAAGAAGAUCAAAGUAUUGAAGAAAGUGAAGAUGAUGAUUCUGACUCAGAGACUGAAGCACAACAUAAAAGUAACAACCAGGUGCUAUUACAUGGUAUUUCAGACCCAAAAACAGAUGUACAGAAAGCAACUGAAAAAGCCCAGGAAAAAAGAAUACACCAGCCAUUACCUCUUGUGUCUGAAUCCCAGACUCACUCAUCAUUCCAAUCCCAGCAGAAGCAGCCUCAGGUUUUGUCACAGCAGCUUCCAUUUAUUUUCCAAAGCUCUCAGGCAAAGGAGGAAUCUGUGAACAAACACACCAGUGUAAUACAGUCUACGGGAUUGGUGUCCAAUGUGAAACCUUUAUCUUUGGUAAAUCAAGCCAAAAAGGAAACUUAUAUGAAACUCAUGGUUCCUUCUCCUGAUGUACUUAAAGCAGGGAAUAAAAAUACCUCUGAAGAAUCUAGUCCUUUGACCAGUGAAUUACGAUCGAAUCGGGAACAAUAUAAACAGACAUUCCCAUCACAGUUAAAGAAACAUGAGUCAUCUAAGAGCCUGAAGAAGGUUAUUGCAGCUUUGUCAAAUCCAAAAGCAACUUCUAGUUUACCAGCACAUCCAAAACAAACAUUAGAAGACAACCACCCUAAUCCAUUCUUGACAAAUGCACUUUUAGGUAAUCACCAACCAAAUGGAGUUAUUCAAAGUGUCAUUCAAGAAACUCCUCUAGCACUUACUACCAAAACAAAAAUGCAGAGUAAGAUUAAUGAAAACAUUGCUACUGAAAGUAGCGCCUCUUUUCCCUCACCUGUGAAUUUGAGUACAGGAGGGAGAAGAACUCCUGGCAAUCAGACACCUGUAAUGCCCUCUGCCUCUCCCAUACUGCAUAGUCAAGGGAAGGAAAAAGCAAUUAGCAACAGUGCAAACACAGUAAAAACACAGCAACACUCCCAUCCUGCAAAAUCUUUAGUGGAACAAUUUAGAGGAACAGAUUCAGACAUUCCCAGUAGUAAAGAUUCUGAGGAUUCAAAUGAGGAUGAAGAAGAAGAUGAGGAGGAAGAUGAGGAAGACGAUGAAGAUGAUGAGUCUGACGACAGCCAAUCAGAAUCAGAUAGUAAUUCAGAAUCAGAUACAGAAGGAUCAGAAGAAGAAGAUGAUGAUGAUAAAGACCAAGAUGAAUCAGAUAGUGAUACUGAAGGAGAAAAAACUUCAAUGAAAAUGAGUAAAACAACAUCCUCUGUCACAAGCCCUUCCAUGAGUCUCACAGGUCACUCAACACCUCGUAACUUCCACAUAGCAAAAGCCCCAGGCUCUGCUCCUGCUGCUUUAUGUUCUGAAUCCCAGUCACCUGCUUUUCUUGGCACAUCUUCUUCCACACUUACUUCAAGUCCACACUCUGGCACUUCCAAAAGAAGAAGAGUAACUGAUGAACGUGAACUGCAUAUUCCUUUGGAAUAUGGCUGGCAGAGAGAAACAAGAAUAAGAAACUUUGGAGGGCGCCUUCAAGGAGAAGUAGCAUAUUAUGCUCCAUGUGGAAAGAAACUUAGGCAGUACCCUGAAGUAAUAAAGUAUCUCAGCAGAAAUGGAAUAAUGGAUAUCUCAAGGGACAAUUUCAGCUUCAGUGCAAAAAUAAGAGUGGGUGACUUCUAUGAAGCCAGAGAUGGACCGCAGGGAAUGCAGUGGUGUCUUCUGAAAGAAGAGGAUGUCAUUCCUCAUAUCAAGGCAAUGGAAGGUCGUAGAGGAAGACCACCUAAUCCAGACAGACAGCGAGCAAGGGAGGAAUCCAGGAUGAGACGUCGGAAGGGUCGACCUCCAAAUGUUGGCAGUGCUGAAUUCCUGGAUAACACAGAUGCCAAGUUGCUAAGAAAACUGCAAGCUCAAGAAAUAGCCAGGCAGGCAGCACAAAUAAAGCUUUUGAGAAAACUUCAAAAGCAGGAACAGGCACGGGUUGCCAAAGAAGCUAAAAAACAACAAGCAAUAAUGGCUGCUGAGGAGAAGCGAAAGCAAAAAGAACAGAUAAAGAUUAUGAAGCAACAGGAAAAAAUUAAAAGAAUACAGCAAAUCAGAAUGGAAAAAGAACUUCGAGCCCAGCAAAUUCUAGAGGCUAAAAAGAAAAAGAAGGAAGAAGCGGCAAAUGCCAAAUUAUUGGAGGCCGAGAAACGAAUAAAGGAAAAAGAAAUGAGAAGACAACAAGCUGUUCUCCUGAAGCAUCAGGAACGAGAGCGAAGGCGACAACAUAUGAUGCUUAUGAAAGCUAUGGAAGCUCGUAAAAAAGCAGAAAAACUGGACAAUGUUGCCGAAUUACCUGAAUUUGAAUUUUGA